GCUCGGACAAGAUCUUCAUCCCUAUCCCCAAGCAGCCAAUGGGGGCACGAUGUAACACGAGCAUUCUCCAAGUGUGGCUGGAGGUGUUCAGUGCUUCGGACCUCUGAUUUGUGUUCUUUUCCUCCACACGCAGUCGGCGCAAGCAACAACGUGGUGAUCAUUUUGCCUCCGACCCUGGACGAGUCCGAAAUUUGAAAUCCUCUGCCCUGUGACGCUCGAUGAACAUCGCCGCUCGCAAAGGCGUGCUGGACGGGCCGAGCCGAGUGCUGUUUGAUGGCAUGCGGGUGGCGUCUCCACCUCAAGCCACCCAUGCCACGGCUGCCAAUAAUCGGAAAGACUCCCACUCGAUGCACGACGCUACCAAGGAGGCGCACGACUUGCUCAAGUCCCAGGAACUGUUUUUGAGCGUUGUGCUGGACUGGCAGCAGCACGAGUCCACCGACACGUCUGUCCACGGAGACUCGUCCGCUCCAUCGGAGCAGGUGUACACGUCAUCGUUCGAGUCCUCGGAAGGGUCAGACCACGAAGGCGGAGCUGCCACGCGGCUCAUGAACUUCACACGCAAUGCAAAGCCCGCCAAACCCCCGAUGGACCACGACCCCAGUCCUACCAACUUGCCCAAAAUCCACAGCAUUCCCCCUUCCAAACACUUGCCCGCGCUGAAUCUCAACACGUUACUCCCAUUGCCAAAAAAGCGCAUCGGCAUCUACUCACCACGCUCGCGUCGAGAGCUCUUGGAGAAGUACAUGGAGAAGCGCACCAAGCGGCUAUCGCGCAAGAAAGUGCGAUACCGGGUGCGAAAAACCUUGGCCAACGCACGGCCGAGGGUUAAAGGUCGGUUUGUCAAGACCGAUCAGCCGCUGACCGCGGCAGCGGUGGAAGAGAUGGAGAAGGCACGGACUCCAUCGUCCAAAGCCAAAUCUGCAACGAAGCCGAACACUUCCGACAACGACUUUGACUAUGUCGGCGCAUACUAUUCUGGCGAAGAUAGCGUUCGAGACGAUGUCCAAGACAUGUUGAGGUUGAUUGUCGCGAGCAAACGCGAGCAAGGCGAAGACAUCAACUGGGAAGAAUGGGCCAGCCAGCUGGAGCAUUCCAUCUUAUCGCUUCUGCCCAGCCAAUACGUCGAGUCGCCGUUUCCAGAAGUGUUUUCCGAUGUGGCCAACACGUUGGGCGACGCUGAAGAAGACUGCUCCAUGGAAACGUUCGUGAGGGCUGUACGCGCGGGUACCAUGUACGUGGCCAUUUGCCUCAGCCAAUACAUCAGCCUCCGCCCCCCAAGCAUGUGGGAGCACGACGAUGACGUGUCGCCUGUGCUGCAGCACUACCUUCCUGAAAUCAAACAACUUUGGGCUCAGAGGAGGAUGAAAAAGAACCAAACGUUUGAAUUUAUGGAAGGCGCGAUCCCCGGUAUUGCCGCCGUCGUGUGUCUUGGCUACGCGGAUGGCAAGCGCCACCUCAAGCCCAUCAUCCUUUAACGCUGCACUUGGACGUAUGGGGACACCCUACACAUGUAGAAUACACCGUACAAUAAUACACUUAAUAAUACUUACUUAUUUGCCUGCGGUAACCUCGUUCAUCCGUCUUUGAUUUCACAGCGCUAACGUUGUCCGCGUAGAAUUCCC
Aphanomyces astaci is the source of this 1625-nucleotide messenger RNA. RefSeq lists its product as hypothetical. NCBI's taxonomy places the organism in Eukaryota, Oomycota, Saprolegniomycetes, Saprolegniales, Verrucalvaceae. Bases 219 to 1478 code for a protein of 419 amino acids. Gene Ontology annotation, biological process: regulation of flower development. The transcript is spliced from 5 exons. Gene Ontology annotation, molecular function: protein binding. The record is from RefSeq and is a predicted model, not a curated record.